CGAGCGCAGGAAGGCGGGGGGAAAGCAGAAGCGGUAGGGCCAGCCCUUCCCCGGCUGCCUAGCGUUGGGAUUUUCCUCCCCUUUUUUUUUUUUUUUUUAAUUAUUUUUGCAAAUUCAAAGGGAUUUUUUUUUUUUUUAAAGUAUUUUUAAAUUUUUUAAUUUAGUUUUUUUUGCAUCCUGAUUUACAGCAAAAUUACCGGCAGGACUCGCCCUCGCUCUCUCCGAGCAGGCAGCGGCGGAAUUUGUGCCGUUCCUGCCGGCUUUGUGCCCUGAAGCCCCGUCCCUCCUCUUCCUCCUCCUCCUCCUCCUCCUCCUCCUCCCCCCCCCUCCUCCGCCGUAAAGCCUUAACGCGACUCCGAGAAGCAUCCGAAAGCGCCGCAGCCGCUUGUCCUAAACCACCCCCCCGAAGCGACGACUGCAACGAACCCCCCUUUAUUUUUUUAUUAUUAUUUUUUUUUCCCCUCCUUCCUCUUCUUUUCUUCUCCUCCCUCCUCCCCCCGCAAACGCAUCAAGGUGGACGCGGAGCGCAAAAAGACCUUUGUUUUAAAAAUGCCCAUGGAGCUGACGCAAAGCCGCAUCCAGAAGAUUUGGCUUCCCAAUGACAACCGCCCGGCACUGCCCCGCCGCUCCUGUGGGCCGCAGCUUGCCAAUUCCCCCACCGUGAUAGUGAUGGUUGGCCUCCCAGCCCGCGGGAAGACCUAUAUCUCCAAGAAGCUGACUCGCUACCUCAACUGGAUUGGUGUCCCAACAAAAGUUUUCAACGUGGGAGAGUAUCGCCGCGAAGCGGUGAAGCAUUACAGCUCCUAUGACUUCUUCCGCCCCGACAAUGAGGAGGCCAUGAAAGUCAGGAGACAAUGUGCCCUGGCUGCCUUGAGGGAUGUCAAGCUGUACCUGACGGAGGAGGCUGGCCAGAUUGCGGUAUUUGAUGCCACCAAUACCACGCGGGAGAGGAGAGGGAUGAUCCUAAACUUUGCCAAAGAAAAUGGGUUCAAGGUGUUCUUCAUUGAAUCUGUCUGCAAUGAUCCCACGGUAGUUGCCAGCAACGUUAUGGAAGUAAAAUUGUCCAGCCCUGAUUACCGGGACUGUAAUUCGACCGAUGCCAUGGAGGACUUCAUGAAGAGGAUCAAUUGUUACCAAGCCAGCUACCAGCCGCUCGACCCUGAUGACUAUGACCGGGAGCUUUCUCUCAUCAAAGUCAUCGAUGUUGGCCGGCGAUUCCUGGUCAACAGGGUUCAGGAUCACAUCCAGAGCAGGAUCGUUUACUACCUGAUGAACAUUCAUGUCCAGCCCCGCACCAUUUAUCUCUGUCGGCACGGCGAGUGCGAGUCCAACCUCAAGGGGAAGAUUGGAGGUGACUCGGGCCUCUCCAACAGGGGCAAGAAGUUUGCACUGGCACUGAACAAGUUUGUUGAAGAGCAGAACCUGAAGGACCUCAAAGUCUGGACCAGCCAACUAAAGAGGACGAUCCAAACGGCAGAAGCUCUCCAACUGCCCUAUGAGCAGUGGAAGGCACUCAAUGAAAUAGAUGCUGGUGUGUGUGAAGAAAUGUCAUAUGAAGAAAUCAGGGAGCAGCAUCCAGAGGAAUUUGCUUUACGUGAUCAGGAUAAAUAUUACUACCGCUAUCCUUCUGGGGAGUCCUACCAAGAUCUGGUGCAGCGCCUAGAGCCGGUCAUCAUGGAGCUGGAGAGACAAGAGAACGUCCUUGUGAUCUGUCACCAGGCUGUCAUGCGCUGUCUCCUGGCAUACUUCCUGGACAAGAGUGCAGAUGAAAUGCCCUACCUGAAAUGUCCCCUUCACACAGUGUUGAAGCUGACCCCGGUGGCCUAUGGCUGCCGGGUGGAGUCCAUCUCGCUGAACAUCGAAGCCGUUAACACCCACAGGGAACGGCCAGAGGAAGCAAAGAAGGGACCUAACCCGCUCAUGAGACGUAAUAGCGUUACCCCUCUAGCAAGCCCAGAGCCCACCAAAAAACCUCGCAUCAACAGCUUUGAGGAGCAUGUGGCUGUUUCUUCCGCCCUGCCAGGCUGUGUUCCUCAGGAAGUGCCCACGCAGCUACCGGGACAACCUUUACUAGGGAAGGCAUGCCUAACAUGAACAACUCGCAGAAGCCGUUGUGACUCUGUUGGCGCUGUCGCGAGGCCACCAGCGACGUCACCGGCGACGCCAGCUUCCCAUCCCAUCGCCAUUUCCGAAGCUUGCUUAUAAACCGGUCUCCUCCGUCUGCGGUGAGGUCGACCCUCGGCUGUUUCUACCCGUGCCCGUUCAUCUGCAAACCGCUCUGCUGAAGGGGGGAGAGAUGCAGGAGAGCGGAGGAGAGGAGCCAAGCUCCCCGGGGUCACCACCAGAUCUUUAGGCUGCAGCAUUUGCUCUCCUCUCUGGCGUCCUGUUAAAUCGUAGCAAGCUGUAAAGUGCUUCUAGCGCACAGGAGUUUUAAUUUUCUUCUGUCAGUGGUUUUGAUCUCCUUUUGUAUAGACGAUUGGUACCCAUCCGCCUCUGGGUGGGGUGUAUAUAUGUGGAUGGUGCAGGGUUAGCAGAGAAAUAGGGGGAAGGGGUGGGGAAUGAAGGGGUUUCGCAUUUUUUUUUUAAUUAUUAUUAUUAUUAAUUACUUUUCAAGAAAGCCCCUAAUGUGCUGUGCUGCAGUCCUUUACCCACGCUACAACCUGUUGCACACGCAAGCCCGGCUCACCCAGGCCUGUGAGCACCAGGAAGGCAGUUGUGUGAAGUCUUCCACAGCAAGAACUGCCGGGUUUAACAAAAAAAAAAACCCCACCCCAAAACGUUCUUUCUUUUUUUUUUUUUUUUUUUUUUUUUUCCAAUCAAUACACCUUAAAGGGGUUUGCAGAGAAUGUAGAUCUGCUUCUAAAACUGGUUGUGAGCUGCCUGUGGUGUAGAGGGACCCACGCUGAUGCUGGCUCCGGUGAUGCUUUCAUCUCGGGGAGCACCCGGGGAUGGUCUGAGUUCGGGAUCGUGUCGAUUUUUGGGGAGCCUGAGCACCGGUUGAGGUGCUGUGCCAGUACUUCAUCUCCCCUUUCCUCCGCCUUGGAGGAAAGCGGAGAGUUUGGUGGGGGGGGGGGUUGAAUCCCUGCAUCGUCACGGGAUUGUCUAGCAGGUGGAUGGGCUGAGCUAGAUGCAUUUUGCAGACACACAGGUCUCGUGGAGGUGGCCAGAGGUCUGGCCGGAAUGCAGAAGUCCCUGUGUGGCUGCAAAAAGCCACAAGAAGGGACAGUUUUGUCUGUGUUCUCUUUUUUUUUUUUUUUUUUUUUUUAUUUAAUAUAUACACAUGCACACAUACAUGUGUGCGUAUAUGUGUAUAUCUAGAAACCGCUUGGUUUUUGCACUUUAUUUGUGGCAGGAGCAUAACUUUUUUUUUUUUUUUGAGUCGUGCCCCUUAACAGGGGAAGCCUGAAUACAGGCAACUUUUUUUUUUUUUUUUUUUUUUUUUCCACAUGCUGGAAAGCUGGGACUACAAAAAAAUAGUAGUUACGGUGUUCGAGGUGUGUAUGUGGGGGGAGAAGGGGGCGAGGUCCUGACUUAGACGCCGCCAUCAGCCAACUCCCAGUGGUUUGAUAACGCAAGAUCCCUUCUUGGCAGCCUGUCCCGGGCUGCGAGACAGUGGUUAAAAAUGGCAAUUAACCACUAUUGCUUUGUGCAAAAGUCUGUGGAUUUCGAAUAUGGUUGUUUUUUUAGGGUUUGGGGUUGUGAUUUUUUUUUUUUUUUUUUUUUUCCCCCCCACUCCUAUGUGCAGUAUCACCUUCAUCCCCAUCUCAUGCUUUUUUGGCUGCAUGGCUGAGCUGGAGGCAGGAGGUGAAGGCAGCCAAGCUCCCCUGCGGUGCUGGGCUGGGGGGUUGGAGAUGGGCAGCCCUUCGGUUUCAUCCUUCCCAUGGCUUUCCCCAACCCUUGUGUAAGAAACAACAACCCUACAGAUGGGAACAGAGAGGUCUGGGGAGAAAGGAUGAUUUUUCUUUUUUUUUUUUUUAAUUUUAUUUUUAUUUUUUAAUUUUUUCGUGUGUAUGUUUUUCGGGGGGUUCGGUCUGUUUUUCCUUUGGGAAAAGGUGAACCACAGUGCCUAGCGCUUCAGCCUCGUGCAGCCAAAGCGCGUGCUCGGAGCGGCACCGACGGCGGGAGGGGGCCGGGACCGAGCUCGGUCCGUAUCUGACUGGGGGAGACGGUCCCGGCAGUGCCCUGCCUGUGUGAGCUUGUGCAUAUGUGUAUUAUAUUCCUGUACAGAUGAAAUAAAGAACACUUCCCCCCCCUCUUUUUUUUUUCUUUUUUUUUUUUUUUUUUUUUUUUUUUUUUAAUAACCGCACUAAAAGCAGGCUUCUCCCUGUGCACACAGUUGACAUCUGCCCUUUCGGUUUCUCUGACUUUGAGAAAAAUGAAUGUUUUGGGAAGGCGAGUCACUUGUCUUUUCAGCCUCCUUCCUGGGGAGUUUUAUCUUUCUCCUCCUGCUAAGAAAAGAUAAGCUGGCAAAUGUAAACAUGACGUCUGACUGCCCCGUGAUCAAUCCGGUACACAUGUAAUUCUGCAGAUGUUUUGGUGUGUAUUUGUGUGUGUGUGUGUGUGUAUAUAUAUAAAUAAAUAAAAAUAUAUAUAUUAAAAAAAAAAAAGCAAACCGCAAAAAACUUAAUGACCCUAAACUUUCUUCCUUUGGGACUAACAGAGGUCUCGGUAGGUCUACAAAAAGAUGACGUUUGAACCUGGUAUUUUUUUCCAGCAAGGGUAAAAUUGGUCUGUGAGCAGCAGAGAAGCCCUCUCGUGCUGGAGGGGUUGGCGGUAGGUGGGAUGGUGUCAGCCCUGUGCCAUCACGCUGCCCCAGAAACUCGCUGCCCAUCAUUUUUGGUUAACAGCCAAGGACCAGGUAGCGAUGCUGCAGCCAAGGCGGGUGGGGAGAGGGGACUUGUCAAACCACACCAAUGAUUUCUUCCCCACCCCUUUUUUUUUUCUGGUUUUGUUUUCCUUUGUGAUACUUGAAUUUAUUUUUUUAUUAUUUUUUUUGAUAGCAAAGCGCUCUAUUUAUUUAAUGUAUACUGCAAAGCUUGGAGAGAAGGGUAGUUACUUGGGAUUUUUUUUUUUUUUUUUUUUUUAUUUGUGGUAUGUUAACUGUUCUGUAUAUACGUCUGGAAUAAUUGCCUGAUAUAAAGCUGUGCCAGCUUAAAAACAGGGUAUGCCUUUCAGAAAUUUGUAUAUUUUGCAGUUGCUGGACCAAUAAAAUAUCUUGUUGAAAUACA
Molecule: messenger RNA, 5228 nt
Organism: Aquila chrysaetos chrysaetos
Lineage: Eukaryota; Metazoa; Chordata; Aves; Accipitriformes; Accipitridae
Gene: PFKFB3
Product: 6-phosphofructo-2-kinase/fructose-2,6-biphosphatase 3
Exons: 16
Coding region: 550-2094 (514 amino acids)
Biological process (GO): fructose 2,6-bisphosphate metabolic process; fructose metabolic process
Cellular component (GO): cytosol
Molecular function (GO): ATP binding; fructose-2,6-bisphosphate 2-phosphatase activity; 6-phosphofructo-2-kinase activity
Source: RefSeq, a predicted model, not a curated record